Molecule: messenger RNA, 1106 nt
Organism: Saccostrea cuccullata (small rock oyster)
Lineage: Eukaryota; Metazoa; Mollusca; Bivalvia; Ostreida; Ostreidae
Exons: 1
Coding region: 55-1077 (340 amino acids)
Source: RefSeq, a predicted model, not a curated record
CGGGGCAAAAAAGCAUCGUUCUUAAUUAUUUUGUCCUUAUUAUUGGGAUUUAUCAUGGGGUGUCUGUACACUUCUUCUUUUUCCGGAUUUAUGAAGUCCAGAAAAGAACAAUCAUCAUUACAUGUAAAUAACAAAGAAAGAACCGAUUUCAAAGUUAGCGAGAAAAUAGAUGCCACGAGUCAAAACACAAUACUGGUAACUAGACUGAAUACUGAUCCCGAUCAAAAAAUUAGUGCCUCGGGUUCAAGCUCAUUAUUAUUAACUCAGCCUGAAUUCUGGGGAACUGUUAUAAUUGGAAGUGAAAUGGGAUGGCAAAAAAUGGAAAAGUUUUGUGUUCCACCCCCUGAUUUUGUUCGAAGCCAACUUCACAGACCAGAAGAUACACUUAUAUAUGUGUACACGCCACUGGAAGAUAAGUGGAUUUCCGGAAAUAUCAUUAGACGAGGAAUAUGGGAAGGGACUCUUGUAAAGAGAAUUCAUAAUAUAAUGAAAAACGAACCAGAAGUUGUGUUUUUGGAUAUCGGUGCCAAUGUGGGAGUUUUUUCACUGACUAUUGCCAAACUUGGUCGCUAUGUCAUAGUUGUGGAUGCCCUUGAGGGAAAUAUCGCUCACCUGUGUCGCUCCGUCCAAGACGGAAAUUUAGGUAGUCACGUGACUAUUAUUCACAAUGCGUUGUCAUAUCAACGAGAAAAAGUAGCUCUUGGAACUUAUGAAAAGAACGUUGGAGGAACGUACGUUAAGAAACUAGAAAAAAUGGAACUCGAUAAAGUAGGGCAAAAUUCAUUAGUAGUUGACGCAAUUCUUUUAGACGAUCUGCUGGAAAUAUUCAAUAUUAAGAGGGCAGUCAUAAAGAUGGAUGUCGAGACUUUUGAAGCCAAUAUCUUAAAAGGAGCUGAGAAAUUUUUUAAAGCUGUCGUGGUGGAGUACCUGUUUAUAGAAUUUAUGUCACACAGAGGAAAAGAUAGUGGAGAUUUUAUAGUUGACUUUUUGAAAAAUCAUAGUUUAGUCUCUGAAUUUUCUAAUUCAAACCAUUCUAUCUGGCCCGACGUUGUCAUGUUUAAAAGGGCGACUUCAUGAUGUGUUCAAAACCUCGAGGAUACUUUAAG